Messenger RNA from Lagenorhynchus albirostris (white-beaked dolphin), 592 nucleotides. Its product is annotated as C4b-binding protein alpha chain-like. The transcript has 3 exons. NCBI's taxonomy places the organism in Eukaryota, Metazoa, Chordata, Mammalia, Artiodactyla, Delphinidae. The annotation marks the transcript as partial. The record is from RefSeq and is a predicted model, not a curated record.
GUGGUGCAGUAUAAAUGUGAUGAAGGAUAUAUUCUGGUUGGAGAAGAAAAAAUCACCUGCAGAAAUUCACAUUGGUCAUCUCUAGCUCCUCAGUGUAAAGCUCUAUGUCUGAAACCAGAGAUAAAAGAUGGAACUUUGUCUCUGGACAAGUAUAAGUAUGUUGAGUCUGAAACUGUCACUGUCCAGUGUGACUCUGGCUACAGUGUGGUCGGCUCUCCGAGUAUCAUCUGCUCAGAGAAUAGAACCUGGUACCCAGAAGUGCCCAAGUGUGAGUGGGAAGUUCUCUCGGGCUGUGAACAAGUACUCGCAGGCAGGAAACUCAUGCAGUGUCUCCCAAGUCCAGAGGAUGUAAAAAUGGCCCUGGAGGUGUAUAAACUGUCUCUGGAGAUUGAAAGAUUGGAGCUACAGACUUGAAGUGGAGCACCAGUCAAAAAUCAGUACAUCUAUUUCCCCUCUCUUCCCCUUAAAAACAGAGAAUGAGGUACAUUUCCCUUAUUAGCAACUCUACUGGUCCUUAAGUGCUAUUAUUUACUGAAAAAAUACCUGUGUUAGAAGAAUCUUUGAAAUUUUUGAUGCCACUGCUAAUGUGGAA